AUGCUGCUGGAUAUCACUGUCAUAGUCCUGUUCCCUGCAGCCACAUCAACAGAAGGACCCAGUUUGAGAACCCCGUUCUGGAGGCCAAGAGACGACAGGAGCAGCAGCAGCAGAUGCAGAGCCAGGGACUGUCAGCUCUGCCCUUACCUACUAUGUACAGAGGUACAGCCACACCCCUAUACUUCCAUUAGUUACUUGAUGUGGAAUAGAGUUCCAUGUAGCCAUGGGCUCUAUGUAGUACUGUGCGCUGUUUUGGACUCUGUUCUGGACUCGGGGACUGUGAAGAGACCUCUGGUGGCAUGUCUUGUGGUGUGUGUAUGGGUGUCUGAGCUGUGUGCUAGUCGUUUAAACAGGUAGUGUUGAAGGUCAAUCUCUCCUCUACUUUGAGCCAGGAGAGAUUGACAUGCAUUUUAUUAAUGUUAGUUCUCCGUGUACACUUAAGGAGACAGCCGUGCUGCCCUGUUCUGGGCCAAUUGUAAUUUUCCUAAGUCCCUCUUUGUGGCACCUGACCACUAUAGCCAGGGACUGUCAGCUCUGCCCUUACCCGCUAUUUAGAGGAAAAUAUAUACACACAGUGUCAGCCCAGACCAUUAUAUACUUCCCCUUCUUAACUCUCCUUACACUGAGUGUAAAAAACAUUAAGAACACUUGCUCUUUCCAGGUGAAAGCUAUGAUCCCUUAUUGAUGUCACUCGUUAAAUCCACUUCAAUCAGUGUAGAUGGAGGGGAGGAGACAGGUUAAAUAAGGAUUUUUAAGCCUUGAGACAAUUAAGACAUGGAUGGUGUAUGUGUGCCAUUCAGAGGGUGAAUGGGUAAGACAAAAUAUUGAAGUGCCUUUGAACAGGGUAUGGUAGUAGGUUCCAGGCGCACUGGUUUGUGUCAAGAGCUGCAAUGCUGCUGGGUUUUUCACGCUCAACAGUUUCCCAUAUCAAGAAAUGUCCACCACCCAAAGGACAUCCAGCCAACUUGGCACAACUGUGGGAAGCAUUGGAGUCAACAUAGACCAGCAUCCCUGUGGAACGCUUUUGACACCUUGUAGAGUCCAUGUCCCGACGAAUUGAGGCUGUUCUGAGGGCAAAAGGGGCGGGUGCAACUCAAUAUAAGGAAGAUGUUUUUAUUUUUUGUACCUUCAGUGUAUAAUCGACAGAGGCACAACAUGGUCCUCAGUUGGUAAGAGCAUCAUGCUAACAACGCUAAGGAUGUGGGUUCAAUUCCCAUAGGGAUCACAUACAAAUACUAUAAAAUAUGUACACUCACAGGGAUGUAAGUCUCUUUGGAUAAAAUCGUCUGCUAAAUGGCAUAUCAUAUUAUAAACAGACACUCCACUUAUAGUGAACGCUGUUAAUGUGAUCAACCGCUUAUAGUGGUAAAGUUGUCCUGCACGGAUGUAAUCACUAUAAGAGUGAUUAUUAUUUUGCCUGAGUUUGGCUGAGUGGGUAGUCCACAUGUCAUCUCUAGUCCACAUGUAAUCCCCGCUCCAGUCCAGGCUGACCUUUUCUGAUCUGUCUCUCCUCCCUCAUUUUUUCUCCCUUUAUAUCCUACUGACUUAACAAGUAAAUAAAUAAAUACAAUAUUUUUAAAAGAGUGAUUAUUCUAGUGUAUUUAACUGGCCUAUUUUAAUCUCACCCUCCCAUUCUCCAGAGAAGCCCUCGUUCACGCGGGACCCCACCCAGCUGAAGGGCUCCUUCUUGUCAACGGCUCUCCAGAAGAGCAACAUGGGCUUUGGCUUCACCAUCAUCGGAGGGGAUGAGCCAGAUGAGUUCCUGCAGGUCAAGAGUGUCAUACCUGAGGGCCCAGCCGCACAGGAUGGGAAGAUGGACACAGGUACUGUACAGGAACUAACCAACCACACACACGCACACACACACACAUACACACACUUCCCCAGGAUGCAUUGUAAAAAAAAUACAUCAACUGUCAAUCUACUGUCCCCCAUAGUACAAAAUUUGACCUAUUCUAUUCUGUGCGAGAAAUAAAUAUUCCAAACAUAGUCUGGGACAGUUGUGGGAUGCGAUAGAUCCCAAAUUAAUACAACCACUAGCAUGAAAAAAACAUUUUUACCCAAUGAGGCUGACGCAACAGAUCAGAACGUUUAGCUUAAAAUGUGAUAAACUAUUAGGCUAUUUCUUCACAUUAUAAGUGCAGCAAUGCGCACACGGCAGUAGGCUAUAAGCGCGAAUGUUCCAUUAGCGGGAAAACACCAUUAUCAAAAAUGACCGCAAAUGAUAAUAUGCAUGUAAUGCUUUUUUUUAUAUAGGUGCAUUGUUAUGGUGAAAAUUAUCUUCCCCAAACUUGAAACUCACUCAUUGCUUAUGUAUGCCAGUUAGGCUCUACACCCCUUGUAAAUCUGAUUAAAUGUGCUUAAUUUUAAGAAGUUAUUUGGCCACUUUAGUUAUGAUACAAACCUUAUCAAAACAUAUAGGCCCGUGGGCUAGGCUACAUGAGGUGUGCGACUAUGAUUAGAAAAAGUCGCAAAAAAAAGGCAUUGUUUCUUGCCUGAUGCAGGGCAUCAUUCACAAGUGAUAAUAUAUAAUUCACAAGUGAUAGGCUAAUAUUGUCACCCAUCAGACUAUUCCUGAUUUAAUCUUGUCUUAACAUAUAGUAAAUAAUAUAUGUGUGAAAUUUGUUUUGAUUUAGAAUGGACCAUUAUCAUGCACCUGUCUCAAAACAGGGGCAGAGGGAAAAAAUAAUGUAAUCUAUGCACUUAAAUAGCGAAGGGAGGGCGCUUUUCUGUGGUUGAUUUUCAUGCCAGCCAGGUAUGCUAUACUCCUGUUGUAAAUAUAAGCAAUGUGCUUAAUAUUAGGAAAGUUGAGAAAUAAAUAUAGUAGGCCUAGCCUAUAGAAAGCUGAUGGGAUUCUCCUAUUUUUAAUAGAGUCCAUCACUCUGUUUUCUCUCGCAAUUGCAUAGCCUAUAGAAAUGUUGCGCAACAUGAGCUCAUGGGCUCUCAUGAAGUGUUUGAUUAGAUUUUCGACAUUUGCAUUGAUGUCAGACUGAGUACAAGGCAGUUAGCAAGUUUGGUAGGCUACUAAUGACCAUCAGCAGCAUCAGAGCUUGGAGAAGCCUAAUUACCGUGACUAAAUAGUCACGUGGAAUUUGACUGCCUUCAUGACUCGUGACCGCCAGUGUGGCGGUAAUACGGUCACCGCAACAGCCCUACCUAGGACUCAUCCAUCAACAGUGCCUUCAGAAAGUAUUCACACCCCUUUACUUUUUUCACAUUUUGUUGUGGUACAGCCUGAAUUCAAAAUGUAUUAAAUUGAGAUUUUGUGUCACUGAUCUGUUUACACACAAUACCCCAUAAUGUCAAAGUGGAAUUUUGUUUGUAGAACAUUUUAGAAGUAAGCAUUUCGUUGGACGAUGCAUACCAUGCGUAUCCCGGGCAUAUGACUAAUAAAACUUGGUUAUCUGGCCUAUUUGAGCUGUGGCAUUGCUGUGAGGGAGGUGUGCAUUUGUGUGUGUGGUUGGGUGGUUGUGUGUGUGGGUGCUCUCUGCUACCGCGGAUAUUUGAAAGAUUCAUUGGAUUUACUAAUACUUUCAUCAUGGACUAGAUGCAAAGUGUAGCUACAGCUUUCAAUACCAGUGUUGCCCUGAAUACAGCUGCUGGUAUCGACACAGCUCUGUGUUCUGUGGCUAAAGCCGUCUGGACUGGUUGAAGCCGAGUGGGAAGGAUUAUUUUGAAAGUGUUUGUCUGCCGUGAAUCAUCAUAAUCCAUACACAGGUAAGAGUGUACAGUUAAAAUGCCAAGAUAGCUACAUCUGCAAAUGUAAUUGUCUCAACUGUAUCAAAAUGUUGUUUUCAUUGCUAGCUAUUGUUAGCUAUAUAGCUAGCUAGCUAGCUAGACAGUUGCAUACAGGUAACAUUAUAGCUUGCUUCGUCCCGCAACAAGCCAUUGUUUACAGAUGGAUUAUUGUAUAAUAGAUUUCGAGGUAGUUUAUUUGCAUGUUCAACUAGCUGGCUAGCUAGAUGAAUAACAUUUACAUCUAGCCUGCUGGUAAUUAUGAAGAUAAAUGUUUGCUGAAUCUAGCUAGCUAUCUUGUAGUGUCUGCAUUGCCAUUGUUGGGCUGGAAACAGGUUAAAUGUGUACAGGGCAUUUUAGUACAGCUGUAGCAGUCAACAGGCUAUAACAAGCUAUAGGACAUUAAUUAAUUCAUGUUUUAACCUAUUUCUCUAGAAUUUAUCUUUCAGCAUAAACCUGCUCUCCGCCACCAGUACAAGGAGAUGAUCGAGAGUGAACAAGCAACACUUCAGGUAUUUUUUCUUUGUACUUUGAGCUUGUUGCUUGAACUUGGGGGUCAAUUAAUGUUAUUGCUGGUAUGGCAUGUUUUAAUGUCUUGUUAUUGUCUGCUUUCCCCCUUUACAGCUUCAAUUGUUUGGAGCCUGGUGUUAUUGUGGCCAAGGAGCUUUCAUUCAGGUGGAACCAGGUUUCAGCUGCUGUGCAAUGUUGCGUCCUUCCUCCCAGAGAUGUGAAAGCAUCCCCUGGACUGCACACAACCUGGCUAACAUAUAUAUUUUUUAGAAGAUCAUGGCUUUUGCACUGAAAAGGCCAUGGAUAUUACAUGGCAGGACAGAAAUACAGUGUGCUAUCAGGCUAGAUUCCUUUGUUCAUAUCCUAACAUGACCUGAACCAACGUUACUCAAAGGACCUUAUGAUAUAGGCCUAGGUCUAGAUAGUGUUUUUACCUUUAUGUGUUUGUGUGUUAAUUUUUUCCUAAUUGUAGGCUAUUACCUUUAGCAAUUGAAGUUAAUAAAGUAUUUUAUUGUUGAAAUAUUUUCUUUGUUUUUAAGCACUUCCUCACUGCUUUAGCACAUUGCCACAGUCACGUAUUCCAAUGUGAAUUCUUUAAGAGAUGGGUGGGCCUAAGGCUUUAGAGGGUGUGAAUAAUGCUAAAUGUGCGUAAACGAAAAGCAGCACUGUAGCUGUUCAAUGUGAAAGGUUAUCUUUAUUAUAGAAAAUGAAAUGGAAAUGAAAAACUGUUAAUGGUUUGCCUAAUGGAGUAACUUGGUGAGAUAAUGUUCAGAGAAUCCAUUUUAGUAAUUUGGUGAAAGUAUUCCUUUUCUAAAUAUAUGUUUUCCAAUAAUUAAUGUAAAGCAAUUGUGAAAAUCACAGCAAAAUGUUUGAAUGCCCUUUUCUCCUAAAUGGGAUUAUAAAUGUAUCAACAUUUAAAUCAGCAUUACUUACAUUUACAUUUUUUUACAUUUUAGUCAUUUAGCAGACGCUCUUAUCCAGAGCGACUUACAGUUAGUGAAUACAUAUAUAUAUUUUUCAUACUGGCCCCCCGUGGGAAUCGAACCCACAACCCUGGCGUUGCAAAUGCCAUGCUCUAUCAACUGAGCUACAUCCCUGCCAGCCAUUCCCUCCCCUACCCUGGACGACGCUGGGCCAAUUGUGCGCCGCCCAUGAGUCUCCCGGUCACGGCCGGCUGCGACAGAGCCUGGAUUCAAACCAGGAUCACUAGUGGCACAGCUAGCACUGCGAUGCAGUGCCUUAGACCACUGCGCCACUGCGCCACCCAUGUUUCCUCCAACUACAGUGUAUGAUAUGCCAUUUUGAAGCUCUGAGUCAAUGUUUUUACUUUUGUAAAAAAUAAACAUUUCAAAUUUUGGAACAUAAGACUGAAAAGAGAUGGUGGGUCACAUGUUUGGUUAAUUCAUCUCUGGCUGGACAAGUGGAAGGGGUAGCUCAAUUAUUCAUUUGCUCAUCACUCACUGAUCAGAGACAUUUAGCAUGCAAUAAUGUAGCCUGAAUCAAGUAUAUUAUUUAUCUAUUGACUCACGUAGUAUAGAGCCUAGGCCAUUUUCCUAUCGUUCCAAUCCCAAUGAAACAAAAAAUCCUGACUCCUGUCUUGCACGAAAAUGCCUAACUUUAUUCUGUAAUCCAUAGAUUCAAAUAAAAUGAAUUUGUAUUUGCCACAUGCGCCGAAUACAACAGGUGUAGACAUUACAGUGAAAUGCUUACUUACAAGCCCAUAACCAACAAUGCAGUUUAAGAAAAAAAUAAAAAGAGCAAAUAAUUAAAGAGCAGCAAUAAAAUAACAGUAGGGAGGUUAUAUACAGGGGGUACCGGUACAGAGUCAAUGUGCGGGGGCACCGGUUAGUCGAGGUAAUUGAGGUAAUAUGUACAUGUGGGUUGAGUUAAAGUGACUAUGCAUAAAUAAUAAACAGAGUAGCAGCAGCGUAAAGAGGGUGUUGGGGUGGGGUGGGGGGGGGGGCAAUGCAAAUAGUCCGGGUAGCCAUAAUUAGCUGUUCAGGAGUCUUAUGGCUUGGGGGUAGAAGCUGUUAAGAAGCCUUUUGGACCUAGACUUCGCGCUCCGGUACCGCUUGCCAUGCGGUAGCAGAGAGAACAGUCUAUGACUAGGGUGGCUGGACUCUUUGACAAUUUUUAGGGUCUUCCUCUGACACCGCCUGGUAUAGAGGUCCUGGACGGCAGGAAUCUUGGCCCCAGUGAUGUACUGGGCCGUACGCACUACCCUCUGUAGUGCCUUGCGUUCGGAGGCAGAGCAGUUCCCAUACCAGGUGGUGAUGCAACCAGUCAGGAUGCUCUCGAUGGUGCAGCUGUAUAACAUUUUGAGGAUCUGAGGACCCAUGCCAAAUCUCGUCAGUCUCCUGAGGGGGAAUAGGCUUUGUCAUGCCCUCUUCAGAACUGUCUUGGUGUGUUUGGACCAUGAUAGUUUGUUGGUGAUCUGGACACCAAGGAACUUGAAGCUCUCAACCUGUUCCACUACAGCCCAUCGAUGAGAUUGGGGGCGUGCUCAGUCCUCUUUUUUUCCCUGUAGUCCACAAUCAUCUCCUUUGUCUUGAGCACAUUGAGGGAGAGGUUGUUAUCCUGGCACCACACGGCCAGGUCUCUGACUUCCUCCCUAUAGGCUGUCUCAUCGUUGUCGGUGAUCAGGCCUACCACUGUUGUGUCGUCGGCAAACUUAAUGAUGGUGUUGGAGUCGUGCCUGGCCAUGUAGUCAUGGGUGAACAGGGAGUACAGGAGGGGACUGAGCACGCACCCCUGAGGGGCCCCCAUGUUGAGGAUCAGCGAGGCAGAUGUGUUGUUACCUACCCUUACCACCUGGGGGCGGCCAGUCAGGAAGUCCAGGAUCCAGUUGCAGAGCGAGGUGUUUAGUCCCAGGGUCCUUAGCUUGGUGAUGAGCUUUGAGGGCACAAUGGUGUUGAACGCUGAGCUGUAGUCAAAGAAUAGCAUUUUCACGUAGGUGUUCCUCUUGUCCAGGUGGGAAAGGGCAGUGUGGAAUGCAAUAGAGAUUGUAUCAUCUGUGGAUCUGUCGGGGCGGUAUGCAAAUUGGAGUGGGUCUAGGGUUUCUGGGAUAAUGGUGUUGAUGUGAGCCAUGACCAGCCUUUCAAAGCACUUCAUGGCUACAGACGUGAGUGCUACGGGUCGGUAGUCAUUCAGGCAGGUUAUCUUAGUGUUCUUGGGCACAGGGACUCUGGUGGUCUGCUUGAAACAUGUUGGUAUUGCAGACUCAGUCAGGGACAUGUUGAAAAUAUCAGUGAAGACACUUCCCAGUUGGUCAAUACAUGCUCGGAAUACAUGUCCUGGUAAGCCGUCUGGCCCUUCGGCCUUGUGAAUGUUGACCUGCUUAAAAGUCUUACUCACAUUAGCUACAGAGAGCUUGAUCACGUAGUCAUCCGGAACAGCUGAUGCUCUCAUGCAUGCUUCAGUGUUGAAUGCCUCAAAGCGAGCAUAGUAGUGAUAUAGCUCGUCUGGUAGGCUUGUGUCACUGGGCAGCUCGCGGCUGUGCUUCCCAUUGUAGUCUGUAAUAGUUUUCAAGGCCUGCCACAUCCGACGAGCAUCAGAGCCGGUGUAGUACGAUUAAAUCUUAGUCCUGUAUUGACUCUCUGCCUGUUUGAUGUCCAGUCGGAGGGUAUAGCGGGAUUUCUUAUAAGUGUCCGGGUUAGAGUCCCGCUCCUUGAAGGCGGCAGCUCUACCCUUUAGCUCAGUGCUGAUGUUGCCUGUAAUCCAUGGCUUCUGGUUGGGGUAUGUACGUACGGUCACUGUGAGGAUGUCGUCAUCGAUGCACUUAUUGAUGAAGCCAGUGACUGAUGUGGUGUACUCCUCAAUGCUAUCGGAAGAAUCCCGGAACAUAUUACAGUCUGUGCUAGCAAAACAGUCCUGUAGCUUAGCAUCUGCGUCAUCUGACCACUUCCUUAUUAACCGAGUCACUGGUGCUUCCUGCUUUAGUUUUUGCUUAUAAGCAGGAAUCAGGAGGAAAGAGUUAUGGUCAGAUUUGCCAAAUGGAGGGCGAGGAAGAGCUUUGUAUGCGUCUCUGUGUGUGGAGUAAAGGUGGUCUAGAGUUUUUUUCCCUCUGGUUGCACGUUUAACAUGCUGGUAGAAAUGAGGUAGGACGGAUUUAAGUUUCCCUGCAUUAAAGUCCCCGGCCACUAGGAGCGCUGCCUCUGGAUGAGCAUUUUCCUGUUUACUUAUGGCCUUAUACAGCUAAUUGAGUCCAAUCUUAGUGCCUACAUCGGUUUGUGGUGGUGAGUAGACAGCUACGAAAAAUAUUGAUUAAAACUCUCUUGGUAAAUAGUGUGGUCUACAUCUUAUCACAAGAUACUCUACCUCAGGCGAGCAAACCUUGAGACUUCCUUAGUAUUAGAUUUUAUGCACCAGCUGUUGUUUACAAAUAUACACAGACCGCCACCAUUUGUCUUACCGGAGUCAGCCGUUCUAUCCUGCCGAGUUUAGCAUAUAUCCCGCCAGUUGUAUGUUAUCCAUGUCGUCGUUCAGCCACGACUCGGUGAAACAUAAGAUAUUACAGUUCUUCAUGUCCUGUUGGUAGGAUAACCGUAGUCUUAGGCGAUCAAAGUUACUCUAUCAUUACCAAAUAUCAGUUUCACUUGUUGUGAAAUCUUGACAUAGUGGCGCGGCCAAGCUGGCAAUGGGGCUCAGCGAUAAUCUUAUUUUGGGGAACCCUGGCAUAGUGACCAUACUUUGGUUUUAAACGCUUUAAAUGGACACUUCCAAAUUUAGCGGUAUUUCCCAGGACUCUCGGGAUAAAUGUGAAUUAUUCCCGGCAUUGAAACUUGUUAGAUGUUUGGGAAAAUAUUAAUCCCUACUUAUGCAUCCCUAUUAUGUAUUAGUCAUAUACACUAAGUGUACAAAACAUUAAGAACACCGGCUCUUUCCAUGACAUAGACUGACCAGGUGAAUCCAGGUGAAAGCAAUGAUCCCUUUUUGAUGUCACUUCUUAAAUCAACUUCAAUCAAUGUAGAUGAAGGGGAGGGGACAGGUUAAAGAAUGAUUUUUAAGCCUUGAGACAACUGAGACAUGGAUUGUGUAUGUGUGCCAUUCAGAGGGUGAAUAGACAAGACAAAAUAUUUAAGUACUUUUGAACGGGGUAUGGUAGUAAGUGCCAGGCGCACCGGUUUGUGUCAAGAACUGCAACGCUGCUGGGUUUUUCAUGCUCCACAGUUUCCCGUAGGUAUCAAGAAUGGUCCACCACCCGAAGGACAUCCAGCCAAUUUGACACAACUGUGGGAAGCAUUGGCGUCAACAUGGGCAAGCAUCCCUGUGGAACGCUUUCGGCACCUUGUAAAGUCCAUUCCCCGACGAAUUGAGAUUAUUCUGAGGACACUCAGUAUAUGGUUGUGAUGUCACCCUGACUCUGACAUACAGUACUGGAGAGGAGCCAUAAGCUCAACAUGGAUCUCUUUUACAUUAUGGAAAUGAAAGGAGUGUGUGUGUGUGUGUGUGUGUGUGUUUGUGUUUGUUAACCAUGCCCAGGUUGGCAUAGCAGUACAGUGGCAGUGUGAUGGGUGUCUCUUGGUGCUGCACACACACACACACACACACAUAUACACACAAACUCGCACAGACACACAUUUUCCCCUGGGCUUGUAUGACAUCCUCUCUGUCCAAUCCCAUCCCAUCUCCCCGGUCUUGCUCAUUAGGGCACGCAAUGGAAAAUGUUUAAAAUAUUUAGAAACUGAAAACAAAUUUGAAAUUCUUAUUUGACAUGUCCUCCCUAAUUCAGACCCUCUUCUUCUGGUUGAUGCCUAAUAGACAAGACCUCUGCCUCUUCCCCCUUCAGGUGACGUCAUAGUCUACAUCAAUGACAUCUGUUGCCUGGGAACAACGCACGCCGACGUGGUCAAACUCUUCCAGUCCGUUCCCAUCAGCCAGAGCGUCACCCUGGUCCUCUGCCGGGGAUACCCCCUGCCAUUUGACCCCGAGGACCCUAUCGGUGCGUCGUCCACAGGCGCCUCCCUGACCCCUAUGGGCCUGGAACACCGACCCCUGGUGGUGAAUGGGCGUAGUAGCUACGACCCUUACCUGGAGUACCUCUCCCUGAGCUCCCAGCUCCCUCCCCAGGCUCUAGCCCAGCCCGGGGCACACCACCUUGAUGGGUCCUCGCUACCUCCCACCACCCCCCGGUCCGCACCGGCCAUGACGCCGCACGACGACAAUGUCUCCAUGGCGUCGUCGGGGGCGACGGGGAUCGCCGGGGGCGUGAUCCAAGGGGCAGAGCUGCUGACGGUAACCAUGGUGAAGGGGGCAGAGGGGUUCGGAUUCACCAUCGCCGACAGCUCCACGGGGCAGUGUGUCAAACAGGUGGGGUGUUACUCUCGUGGGGUGUUACUCUCGUUACUCUCAGUAUGUUGUAAAUUUAGCAUUGUGUAUUCUAUUGAUCUCUCUGUCUGCCCGUCUGUCCGUCUGUCUGUCCUUUCGUCAGUCCAUCAGUCUGCCUGUCUGUCUGUCAUCACCCGUACUUUUCCAUCCUCAUACCUGACUAUGGUCUUUGUUGUACAGGUGUUGGAGCCGGGUGUGCUGGGCAGAGUGGGUCUGAGUGAAGGAGACCUGAUCCUGGAGGUGAACCAGCAGGGUGUGGUGGGGGCAGGACAUGGCCGUGUGGUGGAGCUGCUCAAAGAGUGUUCUGUCGGGGCCGAGGCCACGCUACUCAUACAGAGAGGAGGAGGGGCA
Messenger RNA from Coregonus sp. 'balchen', 10923 nucleotides. The record is from the annotation of a GenBank genome assembly. Lineage: Eukaryota; Metazoa; Chordata; Actinopteri; Salmoniformes; Salmonidae.